UCACUACUUAAUCCAAGUCAAACUGCAAAUUAAUUAACAAUGCCUUGCUCCGCCAUGUCAAAAGCUUCUGGAGCUGUAACUUUGGUCAACAAAUGUACCAUUUUUCCCUCUCAAAAAUCAUCUAUUCCUGACCUCAAACUCUCUGUUUCUGACCUUCCUAUGCUCUCCGUUCACUAUAUUCAAAAAGGUUGUCUCUUUACUUGUCCUUCUUUUUCCAUCACUCACCUCAUUUCCCUUCUCAAGCUCAGUCUUUCUCAAACUCUCACUCACUUCCCUCCUUUGGCCGGUCGUCUAUUGACUGACCAAGAUGGUUACGUCUACAUUUCUUGCAAUGAUACUGGUGUUGAUUUUGUAUACGCCACUGCUACUGACAUUUUCAUUCGCGAUGUUAUUGGCUCAAUUGAUGUUCAUGAUCAUGUUAAAGAGUUCUUCCCUUUUGAUCGUACAGUGAGUUAUCAAGGGCAUUUUAGUCCUCUUCUUGCUGUCCAAGUAACGGAAUUAGUUGACGGCGUCUUCAUUGGCUGCGCCGUCAACCACUCCGUCACUGACGGCACGUCAUUUUGGAACUUUUUUAAUACCUUUGCUGAGGUGAGUAGAGGUGUGAAAAGGAUUACGAAGCAGCCGAAUUUCACCCGUAAUUCAAUUUUGAUCUCAAAUGCAGUAUUAAAACUCCCAGUUAAUGGACCCAAAGUCACCUUUGACGCUGACGCUCCAUUGAGAGAGAGGAUUUUCAGUUUCAGCAGGGAAUCAAUUCAAAGACUCAAAGCAAAAACGAACAAUCAGAAAUGGAAUUUCAACGAAGAAAUUAACAUUGUUGAAUUGAUGGCGAAACAGAGCAACGAUCCCUUGAUAAUGAGAACUGAAAAGGUAGCUGUAAAUUCAACGGCUGAGAUUUCAUCAUUUCAAUCGCUUUGCGCAUUGUUGUGGCGUGCAGUGACACGUGCGAGAAAAUUCCCAGCUUCCAAAAUGACGACGUUCCGAAUGGCUGUAAACUGCCGUCACCGUCUCCACCCGAAACUCGAUCCGUUAUAUUUCGGCAACGCAAUUCAGAGCAUUCCAACAUAUACAUCAGCUGGAGACGUAUUAUCACACGAUCUGCGUUGGUGCGCGGAACAAUUGAACAAAAACGUGAAGGCACACGAUAAUGUUAUGGUGAGGAAGUUUGUAGAGGAUUGGGAGAAGGAUCCACGGUGUUUUCCGUUAGGGAAUUUCGACGGAGCUAUGGUAACAAUGGGAAGUUCGCCGAGAUUCCCAAUGUACGACAAUGAUUUCGGGUGGGGCAGACCCGUUGCUAUUCGGAGCGGGCGGGCGAACAAGUUUGACGGGAAGAUAUCAGCGUUUCCGGGGAGAGAAGGAGGAGGAAGCGUUGAUUUGGAGGUGGUUUUGUCACCGGAAACAAUGGAAGGCAUUGAGUUAGACACAGAGUUCAUGCAAUAUGUUUCUGGGUAUUAAAUUGCAUGCGCCAAAUUGUGAGCUUUGUAUUUGGGAGGCAGGAUUUUAAUAAAAUUAUUUGUGGGGUGAAGCUGUAACAUAUUAAAUGUUGUUUAAUUUAAUUUGUUUCUUAAUCUUUGUG
Messenger RNA from Nicotiana tabacum (common tobacco), 1573 nucleotides. RefSeq names its product putative acetyltransferase At3g50280. The record is from RefSeq and is a predicted model, not a curated record. Lineage: Eukaryota; Viridiplantae; Streptophyta; Magnoliopsida; Solanales; Solanaceae.